CGUCCUGCUUCUGCUUCUUCCCAAUCUGAACCGCGCCGCCGCCGUCGCUCCCCUAGAGAGUGAGAGUGAGAGAGAGAAGGAGAAGGGGCUAUGGCCGGCGAACGCCGCGUCCGUCGCAUGAUUGUCGAUGGUCUCGACCACAUGGAUCGAAGACCCGAAGGCAUCCAACACAACAAGUCCGUUGCGCUGGAUCACAUCCACGAUUACUACAAGAAGGCGCUCGAUCGACUCCCGCCGGAGCUGAUCCCGAGCCUCCUCGAGGCCGGCUUCUGCUUCGGCUUCCUCGACCCUGUGUCCAACAUCAUCUCCAGCACCGUCUCCCACGAGCUUGGCAAAGGGAAGAAGGGGAAGAGACCACGACGGGCCACCAGCAGCACCAAGAAGAGCACUAUCGAAGCUGAGAACCGACGGACCAGGUACAAGACCAUCUCCCAGAUCAUAGAGUCGAGCAAAGACUUCUCCAUGGCACCCAAUCGAUCCAAGUCGGAGGGCGCUGGCAUCGCGGUACGGUCAUUACGCGGUCUCGCCACAUUCCUCACCUCCUACUUCCGCUACCUCACAAUCCAGGACGCGCUGCGCUAUUUGCGUCUGUCAAAGGCAGACCUUCUAGUUGCCGUGCAUCUCAUCCAGGAGGAUUAUUGUUCCACAUACACCUUCACCAUCCACGACAUGACGGCCAAAAUCGCUCUCGGCUGUGCUGCCACCUCCGCAAUGCAUCCCGGGGUCCCUGCAUUUGUGUGUACAUCGCUUUUGCUGGCUUCCCAUGUGGACGAGGUCUCCAACCUUCUGCCGACGAAGGGCUGCAUCGGCCAUUCCACUAUAAAGAGACUCUCUGAGCUAUUCACCUUAACCAAUGAUAUGAUAGAUGACGAUCCACGGAGGCCUAUGCAGCAUGCCAUCUCAAGGAUGCAACGAUGCAGGAAAAAGAAGACUACAGUCGUACCAGCUGGGCUGGACUAUUCUCUCAAGCUAUUGCUCCUGGAUAAAAUCCAUGUGCUGUACCUCAAGGCGAUUUCCCGCAUUCCAAGGCAUGAAUUGUGUUCGCGCCACCACCGUGGCCUCCUCAAGGCUGGCCACUGCUACGGGCCUUUUGAUCCCGUCACCAACAUAAUCCUCAGCACCAUUUGGUAUGACACCGUGUUUCCUGCUGAGCGAGAGUUCGAGGUCCAAAUGAUCUCCACAAAGAAGCUUGCGCGUAUCGAGUGCCUCUCCCUCGAAGGUCUUGUUGCCUAUGUCUGUGCCCUCUUUCCUGCCCUUUCUACAUAUCAAGCUAUGAGGUACCUGCUUAUCAACAAUGUCCAACUUGAUAUGGUCAUUAUGAGGGCAAAAGAAGAUGGUCAUGAUCAGCGAUUCCCCUUUUCUCAGUCUGAGGCCUUUGAUGACGCCUCUCUUGCAGCAUGUCAUCCCAGCCCCACCAAGUUAGUAGAAUUUGCAACAACAGUAAUGCCAGUGAUGGGAGAAACCCUGCGUUCAACGCUUAAGGUUAACCGGAUGCUCUCCUCCAGUGAUGUUUGUGCCAUAUCUGAAACUUUAUCACAAAAGUUUCCGCCUAGUAAAUCUCCGAAGCUGGUUCCAGAUUUGAACAUGCACGCCUCCAAUAUUAUCGCAGGCAAACGUAUGAAAUUUAAGGCUUUCCAGAGUGCAAUUGUCAAAAGGGUUAAAGCUGCAUUGCUCAGAUAUGCACAACGAGUGGGACAGGAAUAUGAACUUCAUGUUAUCUGUGAUGUAAACGCUGAAAUACCUGAGCAUGGUAUAUGCUACAUCCCGGGCGACUACAAAUACCCAUUUUCUCACGUGAACAUCUUGGCAAAACGAAAAGGUUCACAGAUUGCUGAUGCUGAUGCAGUUCCCACACUCUUCUUCAUUGAGUGUAGCAACAUUGAUGAAGACAUGGCAUCUUUGUGCUGCCCUAUAUUAGAGCCAUCAAAAGAUGCUGGCCGCUGCUUUCACUGUGAGUGCGAAGGGAUCAAGAUUAUCCAUCCACCUUCAGAAACAUACCAUGGGCGCUGCACGGAAUUCGAGGAUAUGGCUAGUGGAAAAAAUCCAGUGUCCAACGAAGAACUUAUUAGUCAAGGGAAGUACGGGACUCUGUUUAUAGAUACAAUGGAAGAUGACUGUGUCUAUUUUGAUUCUGCAUGGGAUGGUGACUUCGCUGUAUCCAUUAACGAGAUGGAGCGAGAUAGGGAUGAAGAGGAAGUUUUCUCUUGGUUAGAAAAGAAGACGCAAGAGUUAAAGGCUUACAAUAAGGGUCUCUUUGUUAAUAGUUAACUGUUUCUUGUGCUGUUUGCCUUUUAUUAUGUGUGAAGGUUUUUUUUCCAAUAAUAUUAUGUAUGGAUCUUGAAGUUUGUUGGACCAUAUACGCCUGAUGGUUCUUUUUCCUGGUCACUACUAGUUUACAGGACACUUAUGUUGGAUGCUUGUAGAUCUUGUAAUUAUAUUUAUUUAUCUGGUUCUGUUA
Messenger RNA from Lolium rigidum, 2458 nucleotides. RefSeq lists its product as uncharacterized. The transcript has 3 exons. The coding region runs from base 91 to 2268 and encodes 725 amino acids. Lineage: Eukaryota; Viridiplantae; Streptophyta; Magnoliopsida; Poales; Poaceae. The record is from RefSeq and is a predicted model, not a curated record.